Eurypyga helias (sunbittern) is the source of this 2611-nucleotide messenger RNA. RefSeq names its product centromere protein C (gene CENPC). Gene Ontology annotation, biological process: kinetochore assembly; attachment of mitotic spindle microtubules to kinetochore; spindle attachment to meiosis I kinetochore. The record is from RefSeq and is a predicted model, not a curated record. Gene Ontology annotation, molecular function: centromeric DNA binding. The transcript has 15 exons. The annotation marks the transcript as partial. NCBI's taxonomy places the organism in Eukaryota, Metazoa, Chordata, Aves, Eurypygiformes, Eurypygidae. Gene Ontology annotation, cellular component: kinetochore.
GUUGUGGCAGCGAUCUUACAAUAAGCUCUCCGAGUGCAACCUGUUACUCAAGUCCUGUUGUCAGAAACAAGAAGAGGACUUCAGGACAGAGCCAAAGGGCAGGGUUAACUAACUCUGUGAAAAGAGCCUGUAGUUCUGCAGAGUCCCUGUCUGCAGCACCACCAACACCAGUCAGCAGCAGAGGAUGGCCAUAUGAAUCACCCCUGAGGCCUGCAGUACAUGGUGACUUAGCUGAUUCUAAAAAACCAACAUCUCCUGUGUCCAAAAGAGAAACAAAUAAUAUAGCAGAAGAUGCUGAAGCACUGUGCAGAAGCCUGGCCGAGUCUUCGGACACGGAGGAUGAUCACGGGGCUGUCGGAUCACCUCUUCUUGUGGAAAAACCGAAAGGAUCUCCUGUACAUACAUUGCAUUCUGAUGACCAAAAUAGUCCUCCUGGUGCAGCGAAGAGCCACGUGGAAGUUGAAAAUUUGGAAGGACCUCAGGGUGGGAGAGAUGAGCAGGUUGUUCUGCAAGGAACAGAAGGUACUGCUACGUCUUCCGUAAGGAAAGAGAAGGCUGCCUCUUCUGUCAUCCUGGAAGCUGUAACGACAGGAAUGCUUAGAAAAAGGUAUUCAUUCACACUAUCGCCGCCGUCACCUCUUCCUGUGAAAGAUCAAGAUAAAGAAGUAGAAAGUGAAUGUGAAUUUUCGUUUGAUGAACCAGAUGAUGCAUGUUUUAAUGCUUGGUUUUCAAUACCCCGUAAGAACAAAAACUCAAAGAAAGAUGGCUCUGCAACUCCUGUUUCUAAACCGCAGCCCUCUGAAAAGAAGACAACAGGGAGUAAGAAAGGCAAGAACAGAAAAGCACAGGUUGAAGCACUUAUUGAACAGAAAAUGGAUGAUUUGGAUGUCAGAGUACUGGACUUCAAAGGAACAUCAGAAUCAGAUCCAGUCUCUAACGGUAAAGGGAAGGUCCUUAAAUCUCAAAGGCAAACCAGGACUCACACGGGAAAAAAGACUAAAAAGGAUGUGCUCAGGCAAGGCUCUCCAGCCCAGAAAAAGGAUGCGUCCUGGCACCGAGAAGCUGAAAAGCUGAUGUUGGUGUGGUCUGGGUCGGAAACAGAAGCACCCGAUGCAGAACAAUGUAAAACGAGCGUGACGCCAAGAGAGGAUGUGCCUGUGCCCUCGGCUGGGCGUCGGCAACAGCAGACUGUCUCUCUGAAAAAGAGUCCCAGGUAUCUGCAGUCGGCUUCAAGAGCUUCUCAGAAUUUAGGGCACAAGAAACAAAGUCCUAAGCAGAAAGGUCUGAAAGAUACGGUACCCAAAAGACUGGCGGAGAGUCCGAGGAAGAAGCUUAAGAAGUCUGCCCAGAAAAGUAGUACUAAAAAGCCUCAGUUACGAAGAGUGGAGAGUUCUGACAGCGAACCUGGUGAAGAAGAACUUGGAAGAGAGCCUGUAGAAUCCAAUGAAGUGUUUUCCUCGCCUCUGCAUCAGAAAUUAGGGACUUCGGUGGUUCAGAAGUUGGCUAAGUCUGAAAAGCCUAAGAAAACCCCCGUAUCGCACACACUGGAGUCACGUGGUGGUGCACAAAACAAAACUCCUGUAAAAGCCCUACAGCAUCUCGCCGGCAGCGUGAAGGGUUCCAAAAAGAAACACUUGGCAGCCAAGUUUUCAGGGAAGGCACCCAAAAAGGUUCAUCGCAUUUGCUCAAACCCUGAGGACACUGAGUCUGAUUCUGACAGCCCUUCUGCACAAGGCACGGCAAGAAAGAAACAGAAGUUAUCAGAAGUGAAAACAGCAACCAAGAAAAGAAAAUGCAACGCGGAACGUGGGCCACAAGAUUCCUUUGCCGCUGAGAAGCGUGUGAGUCAUGAAAGUGGGCCUGUUCUGGAGCAUUGUGAUAGAUCUGCUUCCAGAAGGAAGUCUGGUGAACAGGAUAAUACAUCUUCAGGUACUUCUGAAGACUCGUACUUCCAAAUGAGAGACCUGUUGUCAGACGACGUCGCAAGGCAUAAAAUAGUAAUGCCCUCCAACACGCCCAAUGUUCGUCGGACAAAAAGGAUACGACUAAGACCUCUGGAGUAUUGGCGAGGCGAGCGGGUAAACUAUACGAUGAGGCCUUCAGGAGGGCUUAUGAUUAGUGGAAUAUUGAGUCCGAAACCACAACCUCACAGGAAAAUUAGACAGAGGAAGGAUGUUCACAAGCAGAAAGAUGACAUAAGUGGUGAGCUACCUGCAGAUCUGGAUCACACCCUAGCUGAUGCUUCGCAGCCAACCACUGUGCUGGACCCAGUAACAAACGAGGAAGUCCUUCUGGAAUGCGUUAACACGGAAAGCAAGCACUCCUGCUUCUUCAAAGAUGACUCAAUAGAAAUAUAUAAACAUUUGAAUACCUCUGCUUUUGCCACUGGCAGAUUGAUUUUGAAACCAUUUAAAGAAAAGGGACACCAGUUUGUGCACAUGGAUACAAUAGCUUUCCAUAUCACCCGCGGCACGGUUAUCGUUACCUUACACAAGACGUCGUACUGCCUGACUGCAGGGGACUACUUCUACGUUCCAGCAGGAAAUGGAUAUAACAUACGUAAUGUGUUGAACCAAGAAAGUGUUCUUCUCUUCACGCAACUCAAAGACAG